Messenger RNA from Rubroshorea leprosula, 1707 nucleotides. The record is from the annotation of a GenBank genome assembly. NCBI's taxonomy places the organism in Eukaryota, Viridiplantae, Streptophyta, Magnoliopsida, Malvales, Dipterocarpaceae.
GCAUGCAAUGAAAGUUACGAAACUUGAAGAGAUGUCUUCUGAGGAAACGCUGAGCAUUGGGGACAGUGAGGAAGUAAGGGCGCUGGAGUAUGGUGAUGUGGGUAUGACCAGUGAGUCAUCUGACUUAGAGAGGACGAAGGAAGGGGUAGGAGGAAGUGAGAUAGUUGGGGUUGAGGGAGAGGGGAUUCCUAUAACUAUAUUAGAGGUGAGGGGUAGAAAUGAGGGGUGUUAUGAUUAUAAGGCAGAUAUCGUGUCUGAGGUGAGGCAAUAUGAGUCUAAAUUCCGGACUAGGGAUAGCCUGGGUUAUUUAGUAAAGAGUUAUGAAAUUUCUUCUCGAGUGUUAAUUAGGCCUACUGAGGUAGAGGAAAGGGCAUGUUCUGCACCUCAAGAUAAUUGGAUGCCCAUGUAUGCCCACUACUUGGCAAUGGGGCUUAGUUUAAAUGAGGAUGAGGAGGAAGAGGUGGGGAAAUUGGUGAGGGAGGAGGGUGAUUUAGUAAAUAUAAUGUACCUCAACAGUGCGAAUUAUAUAGAGGCUGCUAAGCUCUAUGGGCUAAGCGCUUUGAGUGAAGCUGAGAUGGAUAAGUUUUUGAGUGCUGUUGGGGGGGUGGCCAUUCCAAAGAAGCCGAGGAAGAAGUUAGAGACUUCAACUAAGCAGGCGAGUGAGAAAGGAGUUGGGAGGGAGUUGGUGCCUGGCACCUCAACUGGAGUUGAGGAAGUACUGGAGUUUGUACCUCGGCCUCCUCCUAUUAAGCUCAAUCUUGAGCUUAGGGAGUUUGAGGUUGCGAGGGCUGAGGUAAGGGCCCCUGGUGAAGCAAAAGGACUUGUUGCCCCUCUGUCCUUUCGAAGCAGCUUCAUUGACGCGAAGAACACAACAGGGGCAAAAAGGUUUAUUAAUGCAACCUUCCCCGAAGUGGACAAGCGUCAGGCAAAGGAAGAGGUGCUGUGGUAUGCUGGAGCAACAGUGGUUAAGCCCACUCUAGAGGUGAAUGCUUUAGCCCAAGAGUUUGUAGAGAGUGUGAAGGAGCGCACUCUCUUACGGAGGUUGUGUGAGCAACUGGGUGAGCUGGAAAAGCAGAAUGAGUCGUUGGAUAAGGUGGUACCAACGGUGAAACAACUUGAGGAGGAGAAGGAUUCUCUUAGCACGAAGCUUGUUUUUGAAGAGAGAAAAAGGAAGAGCUCUGAAACCAGCAACUUUGUCAACUCCAACUCGUUUGACAACAUUGUCAAUCUCUACCAGUUGCCAACCAUAAUCCUUGCCUUCACUAAUUGUAAAAAGAAGGUGAAAGCUAAAUAUCCCGAAGUGGAUGUAACGAAGAUCACCUUUGGUGAACAAGAAGAGGGGGUGGAGGAAAACGGUGAGAGAAUGUCAGCAGACUUCCGACCUCAAAUUAAACUGAGGUCAGACCAUGAUGAAGAAGAACGCGCCGUUUUUCCUUUGAACUUUGACUACGAGUUCGUAUCAGUGGAGGAAGAGGAAGCAGAUGUAGAAGGUGCUGAAGUUGAGGAAAGCCAGCCACCUUUUCCAAUGGAGGUGUAUCCAGUUUCCUCUAGAAAAGAGUAGCCACCUCUUCUAGUAGAUCAGCAGCCUCCUCAGCCACCUCCUAUAACAAAAUAGUUACGAGUUUUUGUUUUGUUUUUUGGGACAAUUUUGAUUCGAAACAUUUUGUAAUAUUUAUUAAUUAAUUUUAAUGAAAGUUGUUUGAAAUU